AUCUCAUCUGUAUACACCUAUCGCUCUGACAACACACUCAUCCAGGGAAAGCGUAUAACGGUAACGUUCCGUUUGUCCUUUGUGGCGAAAUUUUUUUUCCAGCUGCCAGAUGGGAAGGGCCCCUCCGCAAGAGGGAGAGGGCGACAGUAUUGGCGUGCACAUUGCAUGCGGCGACAGGUGGGUGGAAGGGAGAGGGCUGGAGGGGGCUGUGCAAAGAGAUAGAUAAGUAAUUCCAUGGAGCAUGCAGCGCGGUUGGAUGUCGAUUCAGAAUUUGGAGGCUCCCAGCAUUGAAUUGGUGUUAAGCACGAACCGAACGAAAUGGAAAUGGAAAUGAGAGAACGAGACUGAGAAUGAAAAUCAGCAGUUGUCAUUGUCAUUGGAAUUGGUUGUGGAAAUGGGGGGAUGUGGGCGGUCUCAAAGGCAAAAAGGGAGAUGAAAGACACGCCAUCGAAAGGAGAGUCCACCUGGGCUCAUCCAGUUGCCGUUGUUCACUGCAACUGCUCGGUUCGGAUUCGCUCCUGCUCUUUUUACCGUUAUUCGAAAGGAAGUUUAUCCGGGAUUUCCCCGUUUAUCCAAAAGGGCCUUCGUGUGGUUUACCUGUAACUAUCACAAACCGAUCGUGCUGAAAUCAAGUGCAUUAAAAUAUAAUGGUUAUAAGAUUAUAAAGUACAUAUAUAUAUCACGAAAAAUCUACAUAGUCUAAGAGCUUAUAUGUGAGUUUGAAAACGAUAAAUACUAUAAGAUCGCUCAAAAAUUAACAUUGAACUGGCCUAUGAUAAAAUUAAAGCUAACCUAAACAAUCGUAAUUAAAUCAUAGAUGGAGGUACCAAGCUAUCUCACAACAAUAGUUACCAUCUGCUGAUUUGGUAAACUUUUUAAGCAUCCGCCAUGUCCAAUCAACUAUUUUUCCUGAGCUUGGCGGACAUCUUCUCGGUGUAUCCGGCCAUUUUCAAGGAGCAAAGCAAGAAGCUGAAGAAGACCAAGCAGAUUUACUUGCCCAGCGAUGAAGAGUGGCAGGACAAGAUGUACUACAUGCUAUUGGAGAUCCAACGCCACGUGAACGACUCGUCCGAUGAAACGCUAUCCCUACACGACAUCAAUAAGAAGGAGAAACCUUUGUUUGAUCCGCUGCGCAUCACCAAGAUCCUGUCGCCCGGGGUUAGUCCCAAUGGACGACGUAGCAGGAUCCUGAAAUACUGUCAUUCCACUACGGUCAAGGUCAAAUUGAAGGCUGGCGCACGUUGGACAUUGCCAACCAUCGCAAAUGCCGCCAAACUUCUCCGCAAACCACCGAUUCUGGUGGAUUUUCAAAAUGAGCAUGAGAUGCGAUUGGCCUUUUCCUUAAUCUACGAUGUUUUUAGAUAUAAGGUUGUUAUGUCAAAUGCCUUGAAUGAUGUCAGCUUCUUUGAACAACACAAAGAGUACAAAAACGACGAACAAAGGAUUUGGUUAAUGCUCUUCGAACUCUACGAUCGUCAGUUUAAAGGACGUAACUCUGAGGAAAAGGAUCUCCAAGCGAGUCUUUACAAGGAGUCGGAAGUGACAGAUCAUGCUGAUGUCCUGUGGCAACAUCGUAUUCGUUUGGCAGCCUCGAUUUCCCGGAUGAGGAUUCGGGUAGGAGCUCUUAAACUUUCCCAACUGCUGCCCAUCCACCUUCAGAAUGAGAAAGUGGCCAUCGCAGCUGCCAAUCCCGUGGUCACCGGUUGGAUUAAUCCCUUUUUAGUAAAAAACAAAGAAGAGGCUGAUAAGAUCCUUACCGAAAUGGGCUUUACUGUACACGGGCCAGACGAUGAGGAACAACUUUUGGUGCAGCACUGUAAGUGGGACAAUAUCUGUCCUCUGGUCAUAUCCUGUAUUCCCAAGGACCGCAGUGAGUUCACCAAAUCCGUGCUGAUGACUAAGCAUUACUUUAUCAUGCAGGACAAAAACUUUACUUUUGGUCCGGCUAUUAUGUCCAAGUUAAUGGAUUACUUCGAGUUGGACGGCGAUAUAUUGCAGACGCAUAUAGGUUCCCCUCGAUCCACCGCGUAUUUAGCAGCGCUUUUUUACUCCAUCAACCGGGUGAACAACUUCUAUGUUUAUGGAGCCGGGGCAAAUCUGAAGGAGUACCGACGCUAUAUGGAAUCAAUAGGGGUUAAUAAUAUCCGACUGUUUGGCGAUGCAUUUACCUCCUUUCCCAUGGAAUCGAAUCGUUUCAGGACGGUUGUGGGCAUUUUCGCCACGCCACCAAACUCGUUUAGUGCCAUUUCGGAUCCCAUCGAUUUGAUUUGUUCGCGUGGUGGAGAUCUGAGUAUGCUGGAGGUGCUCACGGAAUCGGAGGUCAGCGAUGAAGGUCGCCAGCGGGUGGCCAUGAUCCUCGAGGAGCAGCUGCUGACCCUCACCAUGUCGAUGUCGCGACCCCAAGUCCAAUUUGUCCUCUAUCAAACGCACUCCAUUGUGGGCACUGAAAACGAGGAUAUGGUGCAGCAUGUCGUGGAGUUGAUUAAUAAAUUGGCCUUGGAGAAACAUCGCAAUGCCUACAAGGAGCAGAAACGACUGGAGGCCAUUGCUGAAGCGGAGGCAGCCAAUAUACCGGCGGCUGCAAUGAGCAAGGAUUCGCCCCGGAAGAAGGAUAAGCCCUCCACGCAACCGGAACCGCCUGUACCGGGAACACCGUCGUCAAUGGCGCCCCCCUUGCCCAGAUUGGAUAGCAUUGAUCUGAUUGUGACACCCGAUAUCGAUGAAUUUGUGCAGGACACAGUCCCUGAUAUAUGCAUCAAUCAGGAUAAUUGCAUCAAGCAACAGACUACGGGUAGUUAUCUAUCCCUGGUGCGUCGAAAAACCCUUACUCAUCUGAAUGAGAAGUAUCUAAUUCGUCGAGCCGAGCAGCGAGGACUCUUUGGCAAGCCCGAAAAGGAUUCCAAGGAUAAGUCAAGACCCAAGACCGUGAAACUUCAGGAGCAGCAAACGGAACCAGCUCCGCAGGACAUGGGCUAUGAUCCCCGGAACUCUGCCCAUCGAUCCAGUGCCCAGCAAAUUCUCCAGCGUCUGCAGCGAUCGACGAGCGCCAGCGCGAUCCGUUCGCACCUGACCAAGGUAUCAUCGACAUACCGCCGCCCCAUCGCCUUCAACUUUAUUCGGCGCGAGUGCAAGCGCUUCUACGUUUUGCCCGUCUAUAUGCACAGCACCAAGCAGAGCAUUCGAUUAUGGUGGCAAUACGCGUACAAAUGCGUCACGCCCUCCGCCUCAGCCGAUGCGGUCUGGAAUCCGAAUCUGAAAUUUCGACUACACUGCAGUCGCCAGCUGCGCAUCCGCAAAUUGAGACGUGGUCCGUGGUCCCGGAGGCAGCCACUCCAAUUGCAUAUCAAUGACAUCAAGCUGUUGUGCCAGGUGCGCAGGCGAAGCAAAUGAAUGGCAUUGUUUAUAGAGCCCUAAAAGGUCUAGACUCUAGACGAAAUUCCUCGUUAAAUUCCAGCUGCCAUGGUUUAGUUGAAUUUCACAGAAUACUCUGUUCGAAAUUCAAACUUUUAAAUCUUCCCGCCUUUCGAAGGCAUUGCCAUACGCUCGGAUUUUAUCGAUAAGUUAGUGUUGAAUAAGGAAAAUUUUGAAAUAAUAUAAAAUGCUGUUUCUAGUACUUGUUAAUUCAAAUAAUAUUGCAAUAAAUCGAAUUUAAGCAGAUGUGUGCUAGUCUUUAUUUAAUGUAAUAGAUUAUUUAUAACUUAUAAAUUAAAUAUAAACCCAAUCAUUUUUGGAAUACUUUUAUAUUGUUCGAACGUAUUUUACAAUUUUGAAUUUGAAUUUUUAUCUCUUAAUUAAUCUUACAUAUUGUAGUUUUAAGAACAACAAAAAAGAUAUGCCUUAAAAUAAAUAUAAGGAUAUUGUUUGUUUAACAAUAGCAAGGAAUUGCAUGUAAAGAACAUUUUUCGCAAUGUAGCACCCAAAAUUGAAGUUAAAUUAUAUUUUUAACAAAUUA
Molecule: messenger RNA, 3952 nt
Organism: Drosophila gunungcola (fruit fly)
Lineage: Eukaryota; Metazoa; Arthropoda; Insecta; Diptera; Drosophilidae
Exons: 9
Coding region: 889-3390 (833 amino acids)
Source: RefSeq, a predicted model, not a curated record